Messenger RNA from Penicillium canariense, 978 nucleotides. RefSeq names its product putative zinc metalloproteinase. Bases 1 to 978 code for a protein of 325 amino acids. The transcript has a single exon. Gene Ontology annotation, molecular function: proteasome binding. NCBI's taxonomy places the organism in Eukaryota, Fungi, Ascomycota, Eurotiomycetes, Eurotiales, Aspergillaceae. The record is from RefSeq and is a predicted model, not a curated record.
AUGGACUCACCCAUCGAGCUCACCGUGCACCACCAUGGCACCCCGCAUAGCUUCCAACUCCCCGCGUCGGCAACAUUGCAAGACCUCUCCGCCGAUAUCGAAAGCACCCUCAACAUCCCAACAGCGAACCAGAAGCUCCUCAUAGCUCCCAAGCCUGGCAUGCAGAAGGCGCCCUUCCUCCCCACCCAACUCACUACCCUUCUCCCCCUCGACUCGCCCAAGUUCAAAAUCACCCUCCUCGGCACCCCCGCCCAGGCCAUCGCCGACCUCCACGAACAAGCCACCAGCACCCGCAAGCGACAAGAAGCACGCGCAUCCGCCCAAGCCGCCGCCCGACGCACAAACAAAUCCACCUCCACCUCCACCAGCCGUGGCAUCCACACCCUCUCCUCCUCCAGCAACAACUACACCUUCCACCGGCUCCUCCCACUCGCCUACCUCCCCCGCCCAGAACGCUCCCUCGAAUUCCUCACCCGCCUCCGUGACGACCCCGGCAUCCGCGCCGCAAUGGCCAAACACAAGUUCUCCGUCCCUUUGCUCACGGAAAUGAAUCCAGCCGAGCACACGACCAGCGAGUCGCGCACGCUGGGCCUCAAUCGCAACAAGGGCGAGGUGAUCGAGCUGCGGCUGCGCACCGACGCAUACGACGGGUACCGUGACUACCGAACGAUUCGGAAAACGCUUUGCCACGAGCUGGCGCAUUGCGUGUUCGGCCCGCAUGACCGUGACUUUUGGGAUUUGACGGCGCAGAUUGAGCGGGAGGUUGAGCGCGCGGAUUGGACGUCGGGUGGCAAUCGGUUGACGGGUCAGGACUUUUAUGAUCCGGGGGAUUGGGAGCGGGUGCAGAGUGGAGAGGAGGUUAUUGAUGAGCAGGGGUGGACGGGCGGUGAAUUUGUCUUGGGUGGGUUGGGGGUGGAUGAGGCUGGGAGGAGCGCUGGCGGUGGGACCGGGGCGGCGAUGGGGGGGGUCGUUGUCUAG